AUGAAUCAAGCCCUCAUAGACAUCGGCAUGGGUCCGUUUCAGUGGAAGGUGUUCGCCAUGACGGGCUUCGGCUGCGCCCCGGUCCGCAACGAGUUCGCCGUCAAACGGAUCGCCUUUCUCACAGUGGCCAAGUACGUCGGCCUGGUCAUCGGCUCGACAGCCUGGCCCAUGACGGCGGACUACAUCGGACGCAAGCUCGCCUUCAACGUGACCCUCCUCAUCCCUGCUGUCUCAGGUCUAGUUGGCGCAGGGGCGCCGAAUUUUGUCGCAAUCGCCACUUUCUGCGCAUUCAUUGGCUUGGGCACCGGCGGUAACCAGCCUGUCGACAGCGCCAUCUUCCUCGAGUUCAUCCCCGCUACACACCAGUACCUCUUGACCAUGCAGUCGGCGUUCUGGUCUUUUGGUCAGGCUAUUGCGGCCCUGAUUGCCUGGCCUCUCAUCGCCAACUUCUCCUGUCCUUCUGGUCUGCCGGCAGGGGAGUGUCGGUACGAGGAUAACCUCGGAUGGCGAUACACAUACUGGGCCUUUGGCGGUCUGACCCUCAUCAUGUUCCUGCUCCGACUGCUUUUCAGAGUUUACGAGACGCCCAAGUACCUUCUCGGAAGGGGGUUGGAUCGGGAGGCCGUCGAGGUUGUCCAAAAGAUUGCCGCGAGGAACGGCGGCUCGACUUGGAUUACCCUCGAGCACUUCGAAGCUGUCGAUGCCGAGUUGGGCGUCACUCAUGACGCGACCGCGGCAAGUUUGCCGCGGUUGGAAACUCGCAAUGUCAUGCGCCGGCAGCUCGAGAACUUCAAACCCGAGAAGAUCCUCACGCUAUUCUCUACCCCACGGUUUGCGCUCUCGACGACGCUCGUGCUUUUUCUCUGGUGCUCGAUCGGGAUGGCCUUUCCGCUGUAUAACUCCUUCAUUCCGAUAUUCCUAGAGAAUAAGGGCGCGAGCCAGGGAGACUCGUCGCUUUCAACGACUUACCGAAACUAUGCUAUCCAGGCAGUCUGUGGAAUUCCAGCGUCUAUCCUCGGUGGGUUUACCGUCGACAUGAAGCGCAUCGGCCGAAAAGGCACAGGUACCUUUGCCUGCGUUGGAACUGGCGUCUUCUUGUUUCUCUUCACCAGAGCGACAACACCAGCCGGCGUCACGGGGUUCACCUGCGCCAUCGCAUUCUUCCAGAACCUAGUGUAUGGGUUGCUGUACUCGUACACCCCCGAGCUCUUCCCGGCGCCAGUUCGAGGCUCGGCAAAUGGCCUGGUAGCCUUGUUCAACCGCAUGACCGACGAUGGAUUGCCCGGUGGUGAGGAUGUUGAUGGCACCAGUGACGAGACAGUUUGCGACGUUGCCGACGGCGAAGAUUCCAAGGGCCUGGGUACAUGCUGGGAUAUCCGCGAGAAGGUCUAA
This is a messenger RNA of Colletotrichum chrysophilum, 1392 nucleotides long. RefSeq lists its product as uncharacterized. The transcript has 3 exons. Gene Ontology annotation, molecular function: transmembrane transporter activity. Gene Ontology annotation, biological process: transmembrane transport. The record is from RefSeq and is a predicted model, not a curated record. Bases 1 to 1392 code for a protein of 463 amino acids. Lineage: Eukaryota; Fungi; Ascomycota; Sordariomycetes; Glomerellales; Glomerellaceae.